Messenger RNA from Arachis stenosperma, 810 nucleotides. RefSeq lists its product as uncharacterized. The record is from RefSeq and is a predicted model, not a curated record. The transcript has 2 exons. Bases 1 to 810 code for a protein of 269 amino acids. NCBI's taxonomy places the organism in Eukaryota, Viridiplantae, Streptophyta, Magnoliopsida, Fabales, Fabaceae.
AUGAGGUAUGAUGGGACCCAAGACCCACAAGAGCAUUUGAUAGCCUUCGAGGCCAGGAUGAACCUGGAAGGGGUAGGCGACGAGGUAAGAUACCACGCUUUCCCGGUCACUUUGGCAGGACCUGCAAUCCGGUGGUUCAGCAACCUCCUGCAAGGCUCGGUAGUCAAGUUCUCAGACAUCAGCCGCGCGUUUUUGGCCAAGUUCACUACCCGUAUUGCAAAGGUGAAACACCCGAUCAACCUACUCGGUGUGACACAAAGACCCGGCAAACCGACCAGAAAAUUCUUGGAUAGGUUUAACGAUGAGUACUUGGAAAUCGAUGGCCUAACCGAUUCGGUGGCUAGUCUGUGUUUGACGAAUGGACUUCUAAAUGAGGAUUUUAUAAAGCAUCUAACCACCAAGUCGGUGUGGACGAUGCAGGAAAUGCAGAACGUGGCUAGGGAAUAUAUCAACGAUAAAGAACACGGUAGCGGGGAAAGGCUGAAGGAGCACACCAAAGACGGAGUGCCGGCCAGGACAUCCAAGCCGUUUCCCCGGGUGGGAAAGUUUACUAAUUAUACCCCUUUCACAGUCCCCAUUGUAGAAGUUUACCAGCAAAUAGCUGAGAAGGGGAUUCUGUCGAAGCCUCGACCCCUGAAGGACAGAACCAGAGGGAACAAGAACCUCUAUUGCGAUUAUCACAAGGGCUAUGGGCACAAGACACAGGAUUGUUUUGACGUGAAGGAUGCGCUGGAACAAGCAAUCUGGGAUGGAAAGCUAGUCGAAUUCUCCCACCUCAUCAGGGAGCCGAGAAGACGAGAACGAGACUGA